GCACACUGUAAACCCAAAUGCUCAAAAUAAUUAAACUGAUUGAGUAGUAUAAACUUAAUUUUCCAAAAAAGUUCUACUAACUCAAGUAGUUUGGGUUUGUGUGACUUUUUAAUAGUUUUUGAGUGAUUUAAAAUUAUUAUUUUUGAUUAACUGAAACAACUUGCUCAUUAAGUAAGUGUCACUUAGGAAUAUAAUUUAACUUUACUUAUUUUUUAUUUUUAUUUUUUUAGUUGUUUCAACAUGAUGUCUGCAUAUGACAUUAGUAAACUUUGUGUGUGUGUGCGCGCGUGUGUGGUGAAGCAAUUUGUCACCUUUAAUUAAAUUAUAUACAUAUAAAUAAGUUAAAAUAAAAUAAAAACUUCAUUUGACUAAUGAAGCUUGUGUCUUCAUGAAUUCAGCUUUAAAAAUUAUUUUGCAAGAAAAAUAUUACAUAAAUAUUACAAAUUUUACAUACACAAACGUUAACACUAACCAGAACAGCUGUUUUAAUGUGUGCACAAAAUACAAUAUUAUAUUAUAUAUUAUAUAUCUAUUAUAUAUACAGUAUUAUAUAUAGAAUGGGCCUUUAUCACAUGCAGUAAAAAAAAUGUUUGUUUAAAAAACUUUUCCGUUGACGUAAGGGUCGUUAUUUUAUUGGCUUACGCGGCUAACGUGCUCCAAGGUCAGUGUGAGACUUUUACGACGUUGUGGGAGCGCGCAACGCUUGGAUAACGUUUGCUUUGGCGCCACAAAAUACUGCAGUGAGUGAGGAGGAUCUCAGCUUCAAGUUGUCGGCAGUUAUCACGGUAAGUGUUAAAUGCAUUUUAAAUAGGCGCUUAUCUAGUGAACAGUUGCAACAGUUUAGUCUAGAAAAAACUUUAAAUAGCGUUCACCAGUUACGUAUAUUUACAUCCAAAAGUAAUGGAUGUCCUGCAAGGAAUAACUGAUGAAAUGGGCCUGAAAAAAAAAUGAACGGCGAACGGGCGAAGCAUAUGUUACACAUUAGUUAACUUCUAUAUCAUUUUCGAACGGAUCAUAGUCUAUAUUUCCGCUUGCACAACGUACGAGACAAUGUAACUUUGCCUAACGUUCCAUUUGUUUUAUUUAAAGACAUUAGACACGCGAUUUAAAAAUAAACAUUAGUUACUAAUUUUGUCUGGUGUGCAAAAACACUAUAUAACUUGGAAAAAAUACUUUUCCCAAUGAGGUGAUGUGCCACUGAUACGCAAUUUGGGGAGUUGGAGAGCACGUGCCAUUGCAGAAAUGUGCCUGGAAAUCCUCUGAACACUUUCAUAUAUUUUAAGUCUAAUAUGGUAAAAUGAUAUAGACCUGUUACGCGUUCAAGUUUUGACUGAUGACAUCGUUUUUGAAAUAUAAAACACUGUGGCCCACAACUAUCACAUUCCGGCUUAAUAUUUAACAGCUGCAACUGUCUAUUAUAUAGUAGUCCCCUUUAUGUUUGGUGUUACAUCAACAUAACUUUUUACAUGUUUCAUUACUGGAUAAAUAAUUCAAAUUUCUCACAAAUUAUUCAGUGAAAAUUCAUAUUUAAUGGUUAACGUUACUUGUCGGCACCUAUUGGCGUAACAACGUAAUUGUGCCAUGUAAAUUAUGAUCUUUCAGAAUAUAUAUUGCAGUUUCAAUCGAGAUCUUUUAACAAUUAAUCGUGCAGCUCAAGUGGUAGCUGUAUUCUCUGGUCAUGGUCAUGUAACCUGUUUGUUGAAUUGUACUCGGAUAAUUAAACUGUUUUUUUUUUCUUUUUUGGAGCUAUACACUUUCUAACAUUAAUUUUGUUUUUCUUUCAGGUUGUUGGCUUCAAUAUGAUUUGGCAGUGUAAGUUGUGUUCAGCUUCUUUUACUGAACGACUGCAAAUAUUUAAGCACUACAGACUGCAGCAUAGCCACUUUUCCAGUGUAUGCCCCCUUCCAUGCAUCUACAAUUAUUGCAUGUGUACAUUUAAGACUUUUAAUAGUCUUAGAACUCAUUUGGCAAGAUGUCACACUCACCAAUUUGGCAGUAGUGCAGAACACUGUCAGCAGUCUCUGUUGUUUAAAUGCCCUUUAUGCCCAUUUCAGCAGCAUUUUUCUGAAUCUGUUGUCUUCUGCCAUCUUAGAAGGCAUUUAAGAAAUCAUGAAACAGUGGCUUGCCCAUAUAAGGAUUGCAGCUUUACCACUAAUGUGUACUCUACAUUCAAUUCUCAUAAAAGUAGAUCACACCAAGCAAGUGUUUCGUCAGACUUUAAAAAUGACAUUGUCAGUGAAGUUGCUCAACCCAGUAUUCCUGCAGUUGAUGGUGAUUUGAAUGAAGAACCUUCAGGUAUAGAUGAGGAUCCAUUGGGGGAUGAUGGUGUGUGUGACACUGACAAACUAAAACAAGAUCUCAGAAUGAAUUUAUCUUCCUUAUUUCUAAAGAUGCAGGCAAUCCUCAUUGUCUCAAACACAACUACCCAGGAAAUAGUGGAGCAUUUAAAUCAGGUCUGCUUCUUAUCGCAGCCUUUGAUCAAGAAGGAAAUUCAAGAUAUAUUGCAGAGAAAUGGUUGCAAUUUGGCAGAAUCUGCACUGGAUGAGGUUGUAAGUGGAGUUAUGGACUCUAAUGUUAUAUUUACUAGUACUUCUAAUUGUGCAGAGUUAUCCACAUCGAAGCGCAGAAAAAUCUUUUUUGAGCACAACUAUCCAUGUGUAAUGCCAAUUGAGUAUCAGCUGGAGCAACUUGGACAUUCCAUAAUGUAUGUUCCUAUCCUUCGAAUGAUUCAGGAGUUGUUUAAGAACACAGACAUUCUAAAAAUAAUUACUGAUCCAAAUACCAAUUCUGGUCAAUAUGCAUCAUGUUGCAAUGGCUCUUAUUUCCUUGAAAAUGAAUUAUUUUCAACCGGUGAUCUCAUUUUACCCCUCCAGCUAUAUAUUGAUGAUCUUGAAAUUGCCAACCCACUUGGCACAUCACGUAAAAUUCACAAACUUUGUGCUGUUUACUGGGCAUUUGCCAAUAUGCCACCAAAACACAGAUCAACUUUACACAAUAUACAGCUAGCAUUGCUUGCAAAAGUGACAGACAUCCAUAAGCAUGGGUAUGCAGCUGUACUUGCUCCAUUAUUACGUGAUGUUCAUAUUCUUGAACAGGAUGGUGUCUUUAUUGAAAGAGCUGGUCGCAAUGUCAAAGGUACCAUCUUUUGUGUUUCUGCUGACAAUCUAGCCGCCCAUGGAUUAAGUGGCUUUGUGGAGUCAUUUAAAGAAGGCUAUGUUUGCAGAUUCUGCUUGGCCACAAGAGAACAGUUUAAAGCAACUGAAGCCAGGCAGUUUUCUCAAAGAACCAAAGACAGCCAUGACCUUCAUGUACAAAACCUUCUGGAAAGUGACACUUGCUCCAACCACUUUGGUGUUAAAGCUAGUUGUGUCUUGCGUGACUCCCUGGAUUACUUUCAUCCAAUCACAGGCUUUCCUCCAGAUGUACUUCAUGAUCUUCUGGAAGGAAUAGUUCCUGUGGAGCUUUCUUUCUGCAUUAAGACUAUGAUCUGGAUGAAGUACUUCACUUUAGAGUAUUUGAACCAAAAGAUUGCAUCAUUCCCAUAUAAGCACACUGAUAAAGUGGAUAGACCUCAUCCAAUUCCCAAAACAUUUUUGUCUCGAGGAACGAUAGGAGGGAAUGGACAUGAAAAUGCUACUCUGCUCCGACUGCUUCCAUUACUUGUAGGCAGUGUAGUACCAGAAGGUGAUGGUGCAUGGACAGUUUUGAUGGAACUGAAAGAGGUAGUGCAGUUAGCAUUAUGCCCAUCAUUUACUGAUGAAACCUUAGACUAUUUUCAGUCCAAAAUCAGUGAUCAUAAGCAAGUACUUCUGCAAACGUUCCCAGAGUUUAACCUUCGUCCUAAACAUCACUACGUGGAGCAUUACCCCACCAUGAUCAAGUGCUUUGGGCCCCUGGUGCAUGUUUGGACAAUGCGAUUUGAGGCCAAACACCGUUUUUUUAAACGAGUGGUGCAUGACGCUCAAAACUUCAAAAAUAUUUUGAAGACAAUGGCAGUCAGACACCAACACAUGAUGGCAUACCAUCUUGCUGCCCCUUCAUUUUUCAACCCUGAAACACAAGCGUCCAGUGUUGACUCUGUUCUGGUUUCAGCUCUACCAGAAGUAGCUCAGCUACACAUCAGAAGACUAACAACUAGUGACACAAUAUACCAGACAUCAAAGGUUACCAUCAAUGGCACAGACUAUGUCUGUGGAAUGUUUUUGUCUGUCGGAGAGAGUGGUGGACUACCUAGGUUUUGCAGAGUAGAACACAUUUACCUUGUCAAUAGCACCAUUUCAUUCCUUUGUUCUGAUUGUGAGUCCUGGUUUUCAGAACAUCUUGGAUCCUAUGAGCUCUCACCUUCACAGACAAGUCUGUCAAUCCACCUAAGGUCUGACUUAAACGAUUCAGUCCCUCUCUCUGCAUACGAGGUAGAAGGCUCGCUUCUGUUGACACCCAAGAGAUUCAUACAAAUAAAACAAGCCAGUGCAUAAUGGCAGCUUUAUCUCCACAAGCCAUGAUCCUUCGUGUUGUUGAGCCAGACCGGGCUAGAAAAUUAAAACUAAGUUCACGACCAGCCUCUGUUGAUGCACUGAUUGCUGUUAUAAAAGAACAGCUGGAAAUAGACCUUGACUUCAGUUUAAAAUAUGAAGACCCUGACUUUGAUGGAAAACUUACUUCCCUCUCUGACAUUGAUGAGUUGCCACAGAAAGCUGUUGUGCAUGUGUCAUUUGAGCAAGAUUCCAGCUCUGUUGCAUCAACAGAAACAAUGUCAAGUGUAUCAUCCUCAGAACGUGGGAGAAGAUGGCCUUCACAUAUUUUUCCAAUUCCCACAUUUUCUUUUGACGUUGAACUGAGACUUCGGGAAGGUAAUGCCGAAUUUGAGAAGAACAACAAGCAACUUCAGUUAACUAGAGACAUAAAACAUGACAUUUUAGAAAAGCUAGCAUCUGUGAUGUAUGGCUACAAGGCUUAUCCCAGUGAUAAGGAGAUAGCAAUGGUAGCUGAGGCUCUUGUGGUAAAACAUCCUUGCUUGAAAGAAGCAGGAUCUCAGACUGGCUGGAAUGGGUGGAAAAAUAGCCUCAAAUUUAAGAUGGGGAACUAUAGGAGCAAGAUGAGAAGGGCUGGAUGUCCAGAGAUCACUGUAAAUGCUGGAAAAAGGAGUGCAAUGAAUCCUGACAAUGAAUCUUCACAUUCAAAUAUUAAAAGACCCAAACGAGCAGAAGUAAACUUUUUGCCCAACUUUCCCCAAGGAGAAAAUCCCUCAACUCUUGAACAGUUGAGACAGAAAAUUGUUGAUGAAAUGAAGAAAGCUGAGAAGAACUUACCACUUAUAAAAAACAUGAUGCAAACCACCUUUGCUCUGCGGCGACAGACCAUAGUGAAGACAUGCCCACCAGUAAAAGAGCUCAUGGAACUCUGGCCUGCACUCAAAAUGGAAUCUGAGGUGUAUGCAGAGUUCCAACGGAUUACAAACGAGAACCUGCCCAACACAUUCUACUCUGAGCUUGACCGACAUCUUCCUAGACUGAUGACCCUGUUCAGACAGAAAGCAUCCAGAACCGGGAAGACAUCAGAUACUUUAACUGAAAUCCUAAGAAUCCAUGAUGACCAGGAGUUUCAUGACAUACACACCAAACGUGUCACUGUUCUUCAUGCGCUUCCUGUGUAUCUACGUGAGGACGUCUCUGGGUUUUUAAGGACCUGCAUGGACACAUCUGAUGAGCCAGAGCUUUUAGAUGUUGCAGUGGCCCUCCUCACAGUCAUCAAAGAUAAUGACACAAGUCCAGUUCACUUCCAGCCUGUGAAAAUCUCUGUUGUCAUCGAAAGUGAGAUUGUGGGCAGCCUCUCCAGAUUUGCUGAUGCCUUCCUGGUAAUGUUUGGACUAAUCUAUGCACUACACCUCAACUAUCCCAGGGGACUGACCAACACUUUUGAAUUCAUUCAAAAGAUUUUGCUUGGUCUUGAUGAGGGUAAACUGUCACCCAAGUUACAGAGUCUCAAAAAUGACUUGAUGUGUAUGUAGAAAUGUAUUGGAAAAAUUACUAAGGCCUGGCAGUUCCUCAGUAGUUCAAUGUAAAAACAAUUUGUGAAAAUAAUGGUUGAAAGGUUUUUGCACUUUUUUCCCCCAAAAUGUGCACAGUGUGCAUUUAUUAAUGUGCAGUUUUCAUUUCUAAAUGUUAUUUGUGAUUUUAAAACAGCCCUUGUUCUUUACAAUUGUUAAGUACAGCUGGGUAGUACUUGGUAACAAUGCAUGUAAUUUAGUUUUAAAUGGUUCAUGUUUUUGUAAAAGUUCAUGCAGGUUUGUGAAUUUGUAAUGUCAGAGAUGUGGUCUUAAUCAGUUUUUCAGGUUUUAUCAUAGUGCACCUUUUUUCUGUCUUUUAAAUGAAGUGUUAAAUAGGAAAGGACAAGAACUCAGCACACUGUAAUUUUAAACUGUUUAAGUUUGUUGAACUUAAAAUAUUUGAGGCAACGAGUUACAUCAAAAAAAUUAGUUUUGAUUCAUAUGAUUUUGAGUCUUGUGUUUUAAAAGGUUUGAGUAACUUGUACUUAAAACACAAAGACAAAGAUACUAAUAAAUAAUGAGUUCAUUCAACUUAAAAGUGGCUCUUUGUGAAAUUUUUUUUUUAAGUGUUUUUAACUAAAUGUCUUGAGUAUGUGAAAGCUAAAUUUUAAGUCACUGUAACUAAAACUAUUUCAGUUAAUUUCAUAACAUGUUUUAAUUUAACUGAAAUUAAAAGGUUUAUGUAGUAUGUAAUAUAGAUAUUUAAUUUUUUUUUAAAUUAAAUUUUUAAGUUCAUUAACUUAAAAAAUUUGAGGCAACGAGUU
This is a messenger RNA of Carassius auratus (goldfish), 6810 nucleotides long. RefSeq lists its product as uncharacterized. Lineage: Eukaryota; Metazoa; Chordata; Actinopteri; Cypriniformes; Cyprinidae. The record is from RefSeq and is a predicted model, not a curated record. The coding region runs from base 4475 to 6007 and encodes 510 amino acids. The transcript is spliced from 5 exons.